Nerophis lumbriciformis (worm pipefish) is the source of this 2286-nucleotide messenger RNA. The record is from RefSeq and is a predicted model, not a curated record. Lineage: Eukaryota; Metazoa; Chordata; Actinopteri; Syngnathiformes; Syngnathidae.
AUGAAGCCUUUAAUCAGAAAAGGCAAAGCAGCCAGACCCCUAAACCGUCUACUUUUUGAAAGCCUGCUGCACUACGAUGCCUUUGAGACUAAAAUGUCUACGGUGAAGCAUGUUGUCAUGAGGGAUAAAGACCAGAAUGAUGAGAAGAAGUUGGAUUGGAGUUAUAUUGAAUGGUUGGAAAAUGAAGUCACUUCAGGUGUGGUUGACGCAGAGACGCAAACUGAUCAGGGGCCUUUUGAGCACAAGGAGUGUCAAACCAGCAACCCGGUGAUAAUGCAUAUCGAUUUAACGCGGACACACUCUAAACUGAGGCAUUCAGCCUUACUAGAUCACGAUGGCUCGGUGGCACCUUUCUUCCAGUUCGACCGGCAGGCUCCCGGCCGCAUCUCCACCUCUCCGACCUUGAGGAGGAUGAGGAGCACCAGGCGUCCAGUGUUGGACUCCCAGAAUCCUGCAAGAAUGGGUAGCACCCAAGAGGAGGGUUCCCCCACAUGCUUGUCAUCACCUUUACACAGAGUAAAGUCUCCGCUCGCCACAAGCCCCCUCCUGUCUGGGGGCGACAUCUGUCACGAGCAUCCGCCAAUUUCAUCCUGUGGCAGACAGAGAACCAGAUCACAUAGAUCAAAGACGUUGGAGAAUGGUAUGGCUUCCAUGAAGCCAGAAUGUCACAGUGCGCAUCCUACUAUUAUGAAAGAUUUUGGAUUCCCUGAUAGUGAAUUACAGGAGAAGGAGCAUUGCACUAAUAGAUUACAAGAAAGGAGGCGAAGUUCUGUAGUUGUCAGCUUACCUGGCUUGGAUGUUUCACCUGGAGACUUGUUUGUAUCCAAUGGAGCAGCUGAUCUUCUCAACAACUUUUCUGACACAAAAAAGUCAAAGUGGCCUUUUUCAAGGCGGAGCACGACUAAAGGGAAGUCCCAAGCAGGCACAUCGGUGUCAGAUAUUGAAAAUUUUCUCUCAACAGUACAAAUUCAGGACUGGAGAAACUGUGACCUUCAAAAGUAUAAGGACUACUCCGUAGCAGAGUUCUUGCAGGACCAGUCCUCCCAGUGGUGUGCCACCUCUGAACCACAGGGCUUUAAAAGACAAGAGGCCAUCUGGGAGCUCUUCACCAGCGAGUGUAUUUACUUCCUGGAUCAGCUCAUGGUUCUAAAAGAGGUUUUUUUGGCCACGCUCACAAACCUUCAGAUGAGAAGCUGCCUGGCUGAUAUUGAUGCCUGGAGGCUGUUUGCGAACCUCAGUGAGCUUUGCUUGGUGAGUUUUGGUUUCCUUAACAACCUCCUGCGCGUCAUCAAGGAUUCGUUGGACAUCACCGAUGGUAACCAAGCCACACUGCUGGAGCUCUUGAGCAAAGCCUUCCGGGGGGGCAUAUGCCACUGCUUGCAGAAGUACUGCCUCAAUUACUCCACGGCUUUGCUUUAUCUGGACAGCCUGAAGCCCAGAGAGGACUUUGGGACUUAUGUCAAGUGGUGCGAAAGCAACAAGCAGUGCCGCAGGUUGCAGCUACGCGACUUGCUGGUGGCGCCUUUGCAGAGGUUAACACGCUACCCGCUGCUCCUACGAAACAUUGCGAGGCGCCUCCACACGGAGGAGGAAAGUGGGCUUGUGCAGGCUGUAGCAGAGCAAGUGGACGCAUCCAUAUGUGACCUGGAGGGGAAGGUGAAAUGGUUGGACAACUACCAAAAGGUCAAACAGCUGCGAGAUGCCUUGGUGUGGCUUCCUGUGUGGGAGCGUGACAAGCGGGCCUUUAUCCCUGAGACGGUUAAGCAUCUGCUGAAGGCUGUAACACUGGAGAAUCUCAUUUCCCACAGGAGUUUACUGCAUGAAGGCAAAUUAGUGCUUGCAGAGAACACCAAGCUCAUUGACGUCUACUUGUUCCUCUUUGACGAAUUCCUGCUCAUCACUAAGAUAAAGCGGAACAAGAAGAGGUCCCUCGGUCCGGAAGCAAACUCCUUGCGCCUGGCACAAAACCUGGAGCUGGAUCAGCUGCUGAAGGAAGGAUGCACAUUCACCGUUCUGGACCAGCCCGUCUCCCUUGACCGACUCCAGCUCAGGAACAUUGAUCAGCUCAAUGCCUCAACGUCAGGGCUGCUUCAUUCUUUCAUAAUCACGCACCAGAACCGCUACCAGCAGUGUAUCGGCGCUUUUGUCCUGCAGGCUGCGUCGGAGGCUUGCAAGAGAACGUGGCUGUCCAAGAUCGAAGAGGCAGUAUCGGCGUUGCUGAAGCUGAACUCUCAGCAGGCGCGAGUGAAAAACACAUCACUUUGGUUGGAGUCAUCCCAGAUCUGA